AUGCCAGUAGACUCUCUUCAGCAUGCAGUGACCACUGAGUCCAAGCAUAUCAUCGAGUUCAAGACAUGGAUGACCGCAAACGGUGCCUACCUGGAUCCCCACGUUCGAUAUGCCCCUGUGGACACUGGUCAUACAGUCAUCACUAUUGAUGCGCUUGAGCCCGAAACUACCAUCGUGACGUGCCCUUUCUCACUCGUGAUCACACCAAACUUAUCUCGGACUGCUUUGUUGACGUUGCUUCAAAACGAAACAAUUAUCAGCAAUUGGUCUGAGCGUCAAUUAAUUUGUGCCUACAUCUGUUUUCAUUGGAUCCUUGAACCUGAACGAUAUGACGCCCUUGCACACGCGCCCUACUUGAGGACCCUUCCACCCCUGGAACGGUUGCGGACCCCUCUGCAUUUCACUUCUGCCGAGCUUGACGCCCUCAAAGGCACAAACCUAUACGGGGCGACCCUGGACCGCCGGAACGAGUGGGAGAAAGAGUGGUCGCGAUGUCAGACCUCUAUCUCACAAGCGAACAGAAGCUGGGCCGAUUCUUUCACAUGGGACCGCUACCUCACUGCAGCAACAUAUCUGUCCUCUCGGGCCUUCCCUUCAACGCUCCUUGCGCCCGCACCGUCGCUUGUUACCGGGCCAUCUUCGUACCCUGUGCUUCUGCCAGGUGUUGAUGCGCUCAAUCAUGCUCGAGCCCAUCCCAUUUCUUGGGUAGUCAGCUUCACCCCUUCCGAUGGGAAGGAGCACAACCAGAAGAAGGAAGCCGCUCAGGCUUCUUCCGCGCUAUCAUCACGUCUCUCUGCGGUCAACGGCGAAGACGCCUCUAUAUCAUUGGUCAAUCCUGCGCCCAUUCCCGCGUUAUCUGAGCUCUUCAACAAUUACGGCCCGAAGCCCAACUCAGAAUUGAUCUUAGGCUACGGUUUUUCGAUCUGUGAUAAUCCCGAUGAUACGAUCGUGCUGAGAAUCGGUGGCGCAACCGCAGAAGGCAAGAAAUGGGAGGUAGGGAGGGAUGCACGCGGUGUUGAGGGCGUAUGGGACGAGAUCUUACAUGCCGUUCGCGCGGCAGCACAGGCCGAGGGUGAAGAGGGCGAUAUCCCGACCUGGUCUUUGACGCACGAUGCUGCCGCUACUUUGCAAUCAAUGUCGUCUGCACUCCUGUUGCGACUGCCCGGCCCUCCUCAGGCAGAGAUCAGGUCGGACGUCGCGGAGAUGAUAAAGGACUAUGUCACGGGACAGCGCGAAAUCUUGCUUGACCUCGUUAGAUUCGCAGAGGAAAAGGAAGCAGAGGCUAUAAUGGAAGCGAAACGAGAGGGAGUGAAAUUUUUGGAAGGUGUGGACGAAGAGGAGGAAACUCAGGAAUACUGA
Molecule: messenger RNA, 1359 nt
Organism: Heterobasidion irregulare TC 32-1
Lineage: Eukaryota; Fungi; Basidiomycota; Agaricomycetes; Russulales; Bondarzewiaceae
Exons: 4
Coding region: 1-1359 (452 amino acids)
Biological process (GO): peptidyl-lysine monomethylation
Cellular component (GO): nucleus
Molecular function (GO): protein-lysine N-methyltransferase activity
Source: RefSeq, a predicted model, not a curated record